CCAACAAUCUAGUCCCUGCGCGGUGGUUCUGCAGGCGCGUGCGUUCCUGACGGGCUGUUGACUCGUUUUUCAGCCGUAAACACAGAGAGACUCGAUGAUCCAUCCGGAUUUACAGAAGAGAUUCUCGAGAGGAUCUUGGUGAAGCUCUCUGGUGUAUUUGGGAGGAAGAAGAAUGUGAUGAGUCUGGUGCCGGUGUUUACAGGUGACCGGAGAAGGUUUGUGUUCCACCGUCAUUGAUCUGAGACGUCAGCUGACGGAAAUCAGCUGUUUUAUUAAAACUUCCUGUUGUUUGGCGGAAGUACCGUGGAAGUUUCUUCUCUCAUCAAACCUAAAAUAUAAACGGAAACGUUGAAUUUUGUUUGAUGGCAUCAGCUGCAACUUGUCUGAUAAAAGAGCUUCUCUGAUUGGUUUGUUAGUGACCAGGUGUCAUUACCUGACAUCACUUCCAGGUAAUGUUUUAGGGACCAAGAAGGCUGAUUGUUGUGGUCUUACGUCAAAUUUCUAGCUGGUGAGUCCUGGAGAUGUUUGAUCUUCAUCCUGGAUCCAUGUUGGGAUUCCUGAAUGAUUCCCUUUAGAAACUGAGUGAGCCGUUGGAUUUGUGAGGAAGAAGAUCUGCAGGAUGAAGAACGGAUGAGUUUGAAUGAUUGAAGAAAAUCUGGUUUCACGUCACAGAACCAAAAACUAGUUUAGUUUGAACUUUCAGAAACAGAGAUGAGUGCUCCUGAGCCCACUGAGAGGAGAAGGAGCAGCUCCAACAUGAAGCUUCCUCUUCAUCAUGUUGGAGACCUUAAUGGAAAUGCGUUCCCAGUCUCCUCUUCCUCCUCUUCCUCCUCCUCCUGCCUGGGGGAGUCGUCCCCGGAGUCCCUGCGGAGUCUGAGCAGUCUGAGUGGGAGGUGUGCCGACAGCCCGCUGGACUGCGAACUGCUGGAGGUCACCCUGAUCACCUCCAUCUCCAAAACCCAGAGGACCACAGACGUGGUUCUCUCUCAGUGGCAGCCAGAAGAGGCGGGGCCUCAACGUGAUGAUGAUGAUGAUGAUGAUAAUUCAGUGGGAGGAAUACCGACUGAAUCCAUUGAUACCUCUGUUUCCGUUUACCUGGACGCCAGCAGUGGCAUUUACAUCCAUGAUACCUGGAGAGACCACCUGACAUCAUCGCUGAACUCAAACAGUGGUUGUCAUGGUAACAGUGAAGAUGUAGACAGUGGCAGUAGCGUCACGAGGAGGUGUAGCUCCUCCAACCCAGACUCUGAUGCCACAGAGACUCCAGCUGAUGAUGAUGAUGAUAAUGAAGAGGUUCUGUUUCUCUCUGUGAGCUCUGACAUGUGUGUGACACUUACACAGGUGAAUACAGGUGUGCUACCAGCAGGGGCGGAGCCUGUGGUUGAUGACAAAAACUCAGUGACGGAUUCUGUAGGACCUCAGAUUCCUCUGGACGUUCCUCGGGACCUCAGAGGAAGCUCCCAGAUGUUUUCUUCUACAUGUUCCACCAAAGCUCCUGGUGGUGAUGCUUCAGCUGUCCCACCUCCUCCUACUCCUCCGCCUUCUGCUCCUCCCGAUGAAGCUGAAAUACACAAACUACAAACUAAACCAGUGCCAACACCCAAACAAGCUGCUGUCCCACCAUCCAGCCUGGAAGCAAAAAGAUUUAACAAACUGGAUCUCAGACCUGCCCAGACGAAAACUGGAUUAAGGAGCAACACAUCUCCAGCUAAGACACCUUUCCAGAUCAAACCAGCUCCAGUUGGUAGAAGGAAUCCCAUUUCCAGGAUGGUGCAGGGUGAUGGGAAUAAAAAACCUGGUCCAAUCAAAGUGGCUGUUCUGAAACCCAUCAGAACCAAAAGCCCUAAUCCAAAAACCAGCCACAAGAUGGCAGCAACAUCUAAUCUAGCUAAUCAACAGAACAGGAAGCUGACCAUCAGUCGGAUCUCUUCAGAUGGUUCCCAGGGGUCUGAGGUGGAGGGAGAAGGACCCCCAAACGCUCCCAAGAUGGCUGUCGAGGAAGUGCCUAAAGACCCAGAUAUCAAAAGUCCAGGUGGAGCAUCAGUCCUGAAGGGGAGCCCCGCCGGUUCUGUCAUGAAAGUUUCCUCCAAAAUUGGACCCGGUACCAGGCAGCCCUCCAGAACCACCAGGACAGCACCUCCUUCGGGCUCUGGGACCGGACCUCCAGGACCUGGUCUGAUUGACAACUCCACAUUAAGAGAAGCUGGACAGAGUUCUGCUGAAGGAUCUCUAAUCAAAACCAGACAGAACCAGAACCAAAACCAGGGUAUCUCCAGACCACGACCUAGCCCAGACCAACCAUCGGCUCGCAGUCCCACAGGCUCCGCCUUCAAACCUGCAGCCAAUCAGCAGCCAGCACCGGGAUCAGCUGGGCGAUCUGCAGCAUCCUCCAGACUUCCUGUUAAAGUUUUAACGAGUUCUGGUUCGGGUUCGGGUCCGCCUGAGAGCAACGCAGCCAGUAAAGCAGCUCCAGAACCUCCAAAUGGGCCAAAGCCUGAUGAGAGGCCCAGUAGAACCACACUUCCACCAGCAAAACACCCUGGUUCUGGUUCUACAGCACCCCCCAGCAGCACCAGUCCUCCCACUGAGCCCUCUCCCAGUGCUCCAAAACCUCCCACUGCCAGAACCAGAACUCUGUCUCUGCAGGCCAGAACCCCUGCUGCAGGUCUGAAGACUCCGACCGCCUCCGUCAGGUCCCCCUGCAGCCCGCUGAAGGCGACUCCUCCCGGAUUCCCCAAGACUACCGCCCCGCUGCAGAGGUUCGGCCGACCCAACGGCUCAGUCUGGGCUCAGCAGCUCUGCGUUUCUGCCUGGCAGACUCCAGUGGACAAGAAUAGAACCCGGGAGGUGCCGGCCCGACCCAGCAGCAUCAGCUCCCCAGUCGCAGCAGGACACCAGCAGAACCAGCACCUUCACCCAGCUGAGUCGGUUCCAGAUGUUUUGAAUGCAAACAUCCCAGUGAAACCAGCUGUUUCAGAACCGGGCCCGGAUGCUGCCAGCACCACUUCCAGUGGACCUACUAGUUCUGGGUUUAAAACCAGGACCGGAUCACGGUCCAGCCCUAAAGCUGGACCCCGCCUUCAGAAUGCAUCUCGACCCGGAGUGGGCGCGGCAGAGGGAACGGCCGGGUCCAAACAGAAUCAGAACAAAGAGCAGCUGGAGAAGAAGAACCAGGCCAUCGUCCAGCUGAGGAAGAUUCUGGUCCAGGGGAACCGGAAGGUGGAGGCGCUGGCCGUCAUCAUCCAGCAGCUCUUCACCGAGCGUGAAGAAACACUGAAGAAGAAGAAGGAGCUGUCGCUAGAGCUGGGCACGCUCCGAGAUGAGCUGGUGGCCUCAUCCCAGAAGUGCGAGCGUCUGCAGAGGGAGAAGGAGGAGACGUGCUCCAGCUUAGAGGAGAGUCUGAAGAGACUGGAGGUGCAGCAUCAGGAGGAGCUGGUUCAGCUGGAGGACAGGUUGAAGAGUUUUUAUCAGACAGAAUGGGACAAAGUCCACCAGGUGUACCAGGAAGAGGCGGAUCGAUGUCGGACGCUGAUGGAGCAGCAGGUGGAGGACCUGAGGGUCCGACAAGAAGCAGAGAAGAAGAACCAGGAGGAGAUUCACAGCCAGAAGAUGGAGUCUCUGAAACGGGACUACGAGACCUCCUUACAAGAGCUGAAGAGGAUCCGGCAAACGGAUCUGGAGGAUCUCCAGAAAACCAUGAAGGAGACUGAAGCUUCCCUCUCUGAGAAGAUCUCUGAGCUUUCAGCAGAACGGGAGGACCUGAGUGAGAAGCUGCGAGCAGAAGAGGAGCGGAGGCAGCGGAUCCUGAGCGACAGAAACCUGAAGGACUCCCACACAGUGUACCUGCAGCAGGAGCUGGAGAGCCUGAAGGUGGUUCUGGAGAUGAAGAACAACCAGCUGCACCAGAAGGAGAAGAAGCUGAUGGAGAUGGACCGGCUGGUGGAGACCAACGUGAGGCUGGAGGAGUGUCUGAAGAAGGUCCAGCAGGAGAAUGAGGACUACCGGGCCCGGAUGGAUAAACACGCAGCUCUUUCAAAGCAGCUGUCCACGGAGCAGGCCCUCCUCCAGCAGACGCUGCAGAAGGAGUCAAAGGUCAACAAGCGCCUGUCCAUGGAGAACGAGGAGCUGCUGUGGAAGCUGCAUAACGGAGACCUGAUGGCCAGCCCCCGACGCCUCUCCCCCACCUCCCCUUUUGGCUCACCACGGAACUCCGCGUCCUUCCCCACAGCUGCUCCGUUAUCUCCCAGAUAACCUGCUGGUCUCCUGGGAGCAGCUGAUGCUCCUGAUGUACCUACACCCAAGCGCAGAACCGGCCGCGCUCCCAAUCAGCUCCUACCAAAAGCCUGAGUGCCCCUCUCUUUGAGGAGAUCCAUCAGGUACUCCUCAGGGUCCGUUCUGAACCUCGUCGAUCCUUCCGUGUUGUUGAAGUUCCUCCUGGUCUUUAGGAAGCAGGAGAGGAAACUUGUGUGAAGGGAUGAUAAAACCACAGAAAGUGGAGCGGGAAUUUUUCUGGAAUAUUUUGCCUAUUUUUGAACGUUUUUUUCUCCCAAAGAGCGAAGCUCAAUCAGACUGGACCUCAGCGAGAAGAUGGGACUCGAGUCCCUCUGAGGACACACGGGACCGCUGAGCUGAGCGCUCCUGACCUGAGUGGAAUGUAAACCUCUGAAUCCUGGAUGUGAACUCCGAUAUGCAGAUUAUUUAACAUGAAACCUGUUUGUGUUCCACCUCUAGCGCCACCUUGUGCCCAAACAGACUAACUGGAACCGAACUAUCAGUCUCAUGAACUUUUUUCCCUCACAGGAAACUGUUGAUCCAAAUAAGUGUCACUUCCUGUUGUUUGUGUCACUUCCUGUUUGUCCUGGGAACCCUCAGCUUUACCUGAAAUGCCUCAAUCUGUUGGUUGUUUACAGAAUAAAACCCAAACGACAGCA
Molecule: messenger RNA, 4931 nt
Organism: Nothobranchius furzeri (turquoise killifish)
Lineage: Eukaryota; Metazoa; Chordata; Actinopteri; Cyprinodontiformes; Nothobranchiidae
Product: microtubule-associated tumor suppressor 1 homolog
Cellular component (GO): nucleus; cytoplasm
Molecular function (GO): microtubule binding
Source: RefSeq, a predicted model, not a curated record